CGUUCUGUUGCCUAGGAAACGAGUGUUCCUAUCGAUAAAUACCGCUACUUGUCACAUGUUCCGAAGUUUAUGUUACGAGUAUGGCUGCUGUUCUGCCAGAUUCUGAUAGCGAAGACGAAUUACCGCCGGGAUGGGAAGAAAGGACCACGGUUGACGGCAGUGUUUACUAUGUGAACCAUGCAACAAAAGGAACACAAUGGACACACCCAAGGACAGGAAAGAAGAAAGUUGUGUCAGGAGAUCUUCCAUUUGGAUGGGAAAAAUGUGUGUCUGAAGAUGGAAAAAUAUUUUAUGUCGAUCAUGUAAAUCGUCGUACAACAUAUACUGACCCGAGACUGGCAUUUGCAACAGAAGAGAAGGAACAUCCACACGACUUUCGUCAACGAUAUGAUGGAUCAACUACUGCUUUACAGAUUUUACAUGGCAGAGAUUUGACAGGAAAAGUUGCUGUAAUAACAGGUGCUAACACAGGAAUAGGCUAUGAAACAGCAAGAUCAUUAGCAUUCCAUGGAUGCAUCGUAGUAUUUGCUUGUCGCAGUCAGUCGAGGGCUGAGGCAGCUAUAGCAAAAAUUCAAGCUGAAAGACCAAAUGCUCGGUGUAAUUUCAUUGAGUUAGAUCUUUGUUCACUGGCAAGUGUGAAGAUGUUUGUCGUCAAUUUUAGACACAUAUACCAGUCAUUGGACUAUCUCAUUCUUAACGCAGGGGUUAUUGGGUUACCAUUCUCAUUGACGGGGGAUGGAUAUGAAACAUUGUUUCAAGUAAACCACUUGAGUCACUUUUAUCUCACACUGCUGCUUCUGUCAUCGCUGCAUUCAUCAUCUAGAGUUAUUGUUGUGUCUUCGGAAUCCCACAGGUCUUCGGAUUUGUCUCUCAACAAUAUUUCACAAAGUAAAUUGUCUCCCAGUUCGGGGAGUCAUUAUUGGUCUUUGAUGGCUUAUAAUCAUUCAAAACUCUGUAACAUUCUGUUUGCCAAUGAACUGGCCCGCAGAUGCUUAGAUAAGGGAGUAUGUGUGAAUUCUUUGCAUCCUGGAAACUUAGUGAGCUCAGAUUUACCUCGACACUGGUGGUUUUAUCGGCUUCUGUUUACCUUAGUCAGGCCAUUUACAAAAUCAUUGCAACAAGCAGCAGCAACAACUGUAUACUGUGCAACAGCUCCAGACCUAGAUUCAGUCUCAGGAAUGUACUUUAACAACUGUUGUCGGUGUGAACCCAGUGAAGCUGCUCAAGAUUACGAUUUGGCUCAAGAACUAUGGCGAAUUUCCAUGAAAAUGGUGGGAGACACAAUGGGAAGGUCUGCAAUGGUUCUACCAAUGCGUAAGAGCCCAGUCUUUGAACAGGCUUCUUCUGAUGAUGAAACAAACGUGGGCCAGAAUUUAUAAACAUGUGUUUUGUAAUAUGCAGGCUGUGAUAGACUUAAACUUAUAUAAGCAUACUCAAUUUUUGUAUAUACAUUUGGUAUUAAUUGUUUGCUUAUCAUGUGGUGGUUUCUCUAAAUCUUAACCAUGACUUCUUGUUUAAGAGUAGAUUAAAUCAUAGCUCAGUUAACCCAGAUUUAAAUGAAUUGUACAUUUUAUAUUAUCAUGUCUGGAGAAGUUAUGUGAAAUGGAUUCAGUUGUUUGUUACAGAAGCACUACUUUAUACAAUUGAUGUAAAAUAUAUUACUUUUAUUAUGUACAAAUCAAAA
This is a messenger RNA of Schistocerca cancellata (South American locust), 1684 nucleotides long. RefSeq names its product WW domain-containing oxidoreductase (gene Wwox). The transcript has 8 exons. The record is from RefSeq and is a predicted model, not a curated record. Bases 81 to 1379 code for a protein of 432 amino acids. Gene Ontology annotation, molecular function: protein binding. NCBI's taxonomy places the organism in Eukaryota, Metazoa, Arthropoda, Insecta, Orthoptera, Acrididae.